AUGUCCGCCGCGCAGGUGUCCGCCGCGCCCGCCGAGCGCCCGGCCUGGGGCGCCGAGGGCCGAGACGGGCCGGCGGAAGGGGCCCGGCGGAGAGAGCCCGGUUCGCCCGGCGGGAAGGAGGCCGCGGAGAGCGGCGGCCGGCGGGAGCCCGAGCCCGACGAGCGGCGGCGGCGGCCGGCGGCGGCCGAAGCCCCUCCGCCCAAGGAGAACCCGUGGACGAAGCGCAGAGCCGCGCGGGACGGCGCGGCCGACGGGCAGCCCGCGCUGCGGGAACCAGAACUAGAGAAUUCCACUAAACAUGUAAAAGCAGCAAAAGCCAGGACAAGGAAAUGCAGCAAGGCUGGUGAUUUUGUUGAUAUCGGAGACUGGCCAACACCAAGUGAAACAGCAAACAAUGAAUGCAAGUCUCUAAGUCAUGGUAAGAAGCCAACAAAUAGAAAAGAAAAGGAGGAGAAAUUUGAUCCAAAAGGCAAUAAUGGAACCAAGGACAACCUGGAGGCUAACCCAAAUGGUCCGGGAGAUAACAUUAGUGAAGAUGAAGGUCAAACUAACAACCAAAGGAAAAAAGGUAACAAGCAAAAAUGGGUUCCACUUCACUUGGAUGAUGUAAGGUCAGAUAGUCAAGAAAGAUCAAGCUCUCGAAGUAACUCAAGAUCUCAGCUGGAAACAAACAAGUUAAUACUUCAUAACAACAGACGGAAUGAGACAAGAAAUUGGCAUCGUGAUAGAGAAAAGAGAGAUGAUCAUGAUGAAGUGUGCAGUGUAAGAAGUGAGGGUGGCAGUGUUCGAGAAUUCUCCAGAGGCAGAGGAAGAGGAAGAGGCAAAGGAAGAGGACGAAGCAGAGGAAACCCUAGAAGGAACUUUGACUAUUCAGUUGGUUAUCAAGAACUGUAUGGUGAAAUAACUGACCAAGCAUUUCAACCUGAGCUUAACUCUAGUAUGAUGUAUUACUACGAUGAUGGAACAGGAGUGCAGAUGUAUUCUGUGGAUGAAGUUCUUCUGAAAGAAUAUAUAAAACGUCAAAUUGAGUAUUAUUUCAGCACAGAAAACUUGGAAAGAGACUUCUUUAUGAGGAGAAAGAUGGACCGACAAGGAUUUCUGCCUAUUUCAUUGAUUGCUAGCUUCCACAGGGUGCAAGCUCUGACUACAAAUGCUACACUCAUUUUGGAGGCCCUAAAGGACAGUACAGAAGUUGAAACUGUGGAUCAGAGGAUAAGAAAAAGGGUUGAUCCAGAAAAGUGGCCAAUUCCAGGUCCACCUUCCUGUAAUCUGUCAACGACUGACUUUUCUCAGCUCAUCAAUUGUCCAGAAUUCAUACCAGGCCAAGCCUAUGGCUCACAUACUGAGUCUGCACCAAGUUCUCCAGGAAUGGGAAGCUUGUUGAGUCUGAAGGAAAACACUGAAACAAGUACUUUUCAGACAAUAUCUAAAGGAUUGUCUACAAGUUUGCCUGAUUUGGACUCUGAACCUUGGAUAGAAGUGAAGAACAGGCAUCAUGCAUCCACUGUCAGAGUAAAGGAAUGCGUUCCUAUACCUGAUCAAGUAUCAGGCCAACAACAGCCACCCCCACCUUCAGAGGAACAAGAACAAGAAGAACUUGACUUUUUGUUUGAUGAAGAGAUGGAACAAAUUCAGGGUCAUAAGAAUAAAUUCACUGAUUGGUCAGAUAGCAGUUCAGAUUAUGAAAUUGAUGAUCAGGACGUAAACAAGAUUUUGAUAGUAACACAGACACCACCAUAUAUGAGAAAACAUCCCGGUGAAGGUCGUGCUGGCAACCAUUUGUGUCAUGGAAAAAUAACAUCAGAACUUGCUAAAGUUAUUAAUGAUGGCUUAUACUACUAUGAACAGGAUUUGUGGACAGUGCAGAGUGAAAAUGACACUACAGUAAUGCAAGAGGUUGAGAACUUCAGGAAGCUAAAUCUCGUUGGUAAGGAAGAAUUUGAUAAUCUUGCACCAGAACUGAUUGCUGAUCAGUCCCAAGAAAUUCCUCUGGGUUCUUCAGAGUUACAGAAAGCAGAGGAACCAGUUUGUAAUUUCUUCAGUACUGAAGCACUACCAGCAGCAACAGUGACUCGGUCACUGCCAACUGUAGUUCCAGAAUCUCCCCGAGUUCACCCUGGUUUCACCCCACGAACACCUCGCACCCCGAGGCUACAGGAUCCCAACAAAACACCCAGGUUCUACCCCGUUGUUAAAGAAGCACAAUCCAUUGAUGUGAAGGCUCCAAGAAAAAGAAAAACACGGCACAGUACAAAUCCUCCCUUAGAAUGCCAUGUCGGUUGGGUGAUGGAUUCCAGAGACCAUAGGCCAAGAACUUCCUCUGUGAGCAGUUCCAGUGCUUCACCUUCAGAAGGAGCUGCGCUUGCAGGAGGUUAUGGUUGUACUCCAAAUUCUCUUCCAAAAUUUCAGCAUCCUUCUCAUGAACUGUUAAAGGAAAAUGGCUUUACACAACAGGUGUACCAUAAGUAUCAUCGAAGGUGUCUAACAGAGAGGAAACGGUUGGGAAUUGGCCAGUCCCAGGAAAUGAACACACUUUUUCGUUUCUGGUCCUUUUUCCUGAGAGAUCACUUCAACAGGAAAAUGUAUGAAGAAUUCAGACAACUUGCUCUGGACGAUGCAAAAGAACACUACAGGUACGGGUUGGAAUGCUUGUUUCGAUUUUACAGCUAUGGCCUAGAAAAGAAAUUCAGGCGAGACAUAUUCAAGGACUUCCAAGAAGAAACAAAGAGGGACUAUGAAGCUGGUCAGCUUUAUGGACUGGAAAAGUUUUGGGCUUACCUAAAAUAUUCUCAGCACAAGACACCAGCCAUUGACCCCAAGCUGCAAGAAUACCUCAGUAAAUUUAGGAGACUGGAGGACUUUAGAGUGGAUCCUCCUUUUAGUGAAGAAUGUGGCAGGAGGCAGUUUGCUGCAGCAGGUGAGGAUUCGGGUCAUCGCAGACAUCCGGCUCGUUCCUGUAGAACAUUUCCUGUGGCUCAGCCUGCAGUGCUGGAGCACGUUACCAGUGAGAACACUGUGCAAGCACCCAGAGCAGGCCAUCCUAAUGCUGCCACAAAAUCAAUAGGAAGUGAUGUACCGGAAAAAUAGACUAAGCCUCGCAACCCUUGAGAAUCAGCUUUUUCAUCGCUCUUUUUAGUUGGAGAUCUCCAAGGUGAGCCCAUCUAGUACAUGAUUAAAAAUGUAUGGGAAG
Molecule: messenger RNA, 3190 nt
Organism: Phasianus colchicus (ring-necked pheasant)
Lineage: Eukaryota; Metazoa; Chordata; Aves; Galliformes; Phasianidae
Gene: LARP1B
Product: La ribonucleoprotein 1B
Biological process (GO): positive regulation of translation; mRNA stabilization
Cellular component (GO): cytoplasmic stress granule; cytosol
Molecular function (GO): RNA cap binding
Source: RefSeq, a predicted model, not a curated record